This is a messenger RNA of Penaeus chinensis, 2916 nucleotides long. Its product is annotated as extensin-like. Gene Ontology annotation, molecular function: DNA-binding transcription factor activity. Lineage: Eukaryota; Metazoa; Arthropoda; Malacostraca; Decapoda; Penaeidae. The record is from RefSeq and is a predicted model, not a curated record. The transcript is spliced from 2 exons. Gene Ontology annotation, biological process: regulation of DNA-templated transcription. Bases 1 to 1752 code for a protein of 583 amino acids.
AUGGGCACCCGCGACCCCCCGGUGGACUUCGAUCCCUGCCAUACCGGUCAGUAUCCUCAGUCAGUCAACCAGCACCGAUCCUCCGAAGCAGAUCAGCAGCACCAAAGUCCUGCAGCAAGUCAGCAGCGCCAGCACCAGUCGUCCCCUGCUGUAGGGGUCCAGCAUCAGCUGCCCGAAGAGAGCCAAAAUCGCCAGCUGUCUGCACUAGAUCUUCUGCAACAGCCUCCUGCCGUAAGUCCCCGGCGCCAGGUUGCUCUCCUGGACGAGAAGGACAGGCCUCUAUCAACAGGGUUCGAUUAUCACUCCUUCGGACUGAGACAGCAGCAGGUCCCUGUAGUAGGACAUCAGCAGCAAUCUGUUGGACACCAACAUCCAGCAGCUGCGACGGGACAACAACACCAGUAUCAGUUUGUUGUAACUCAGCAUCACCAACCUCCUUGUCCAGAGCAGCGCCAAACACUCGCGACAGGUCACCACCAACAGACCUUCGCUACAGGUCACUAUCAUCAACUCGCUGGAGCAGGACAGCAUUACCCCUCCACAAUUGGUCAGCAGUACCAGGCAGCCGAAGCAGGACAACAGCAGCCUUCAGUAGCAGGUCAGCAGCACCCUUCAUUUAAGGAAGGACAGCGCCAACCUCCCUCGGCGGGUCAGCAGCACCUUCAGGCUGUGGCAUCGCAAGUUGGAAUAGCUUCUCAGCAUCGACAACCUGCAGAAGGCCAUCAGUAUCGAAUUCCGGCACAAAGCCACUCACGUCUUCCUCCUGUCGUGGCUCAGCCUCACCGAGCUCCUGGAUUACGUCAUCAGCUUCCCGUAGGAGGCCAUCCGCACCCCCCAUCUGCGGCAAGUUACCCUCACCCUGUAGCCAUGCAGGGCCGCUUUCAGCAGACAGCCGCGGUCGCCUUUCAGUACUUGAGGCCGACGGCGACACCCCAGCCUCAACAGCAACCUCCGCCCUCAGGCUUUAAUCCCAACCCUAGUGCUAUGCUUCAACCCCAGCCGUUCUUCAGCCCAGUGAUGCCCCUGCCAACCCCGGGGAAGCCGUACCCGCGCGGAGAGCCCGUCUACAGGAGCCCCUCUCCGUACAGAAGUCCGGAUGCCACAGGACUCUCGAAAGAGGGCCUCGCGGUAGGACGGAAUGGCACUCGUGGCACAGGCGUCGCCGCGACGUCCGUUAUUACAGGAACAUCACUGCUGCGAAUCGCACCCGAAGACGACACGCUGGGUCUGGGUCUAAUCAACCCGAACGAGCUGACGGCGCCGCCGGCCGCCCAUCUCCGCCCGCUGACGCCCGGUGACUCGCACCUCCAGACUCCGUAUCGCCCCCCGGCCUCUGCCUCCGGCGUGUGUCAGCCUCCGCCUCCUCACCCUCCAAGCUAUUCCUCCAACCAGCCUUCACCGCUCGGAUACUCGCCCAGCCAGUAUCACCCUCCCUUGAGCUACCCCUCGAGCCUAUCCCCUUUCCGCUUCAGCGCCACCCCGCCCAUGGACCCGCUGGCCAGCCCAAGGCCCGCGGACUCCGGCAGGCAGAAGGGCGUCCUGCUCAAGCCCACGGACUCGACCAAGUACCGAGUCAUUCGUGAGCAGAACAACGCGGCCUCGCGCAGGUACCGUGAGGCCCAGAGGGGACAGAGGCACCUUCAGGAGGAAAACCUGACCAGGCUUCUGAAGGAGAACCAGGAACUCAGAGCUCGAGCCACGGACCUGGAGAAGCUGAGGAACGUCUUCAAAGACAUCCUCGAUUCCUUAUAACCAACGAGACAUUAGGACCCGGGGACCCUCAUGAUAUCGCGACCUCAGUGUUCAAUGAAGCUAACAUGCGAGGUGCCACAUCCACACCUGCUUAAUGGUAUACUAAGUAAUCUGGCGCUGACGUCAUACGCAUCUAGGGGUGAGGUGUGUUUUAUUUGUUUGUGAUUGCAUUUAAUCGAUAGUUGAGGGUGUAAGGGCGAGAUCUGUGCACUAGAUUUGUGUGUAUGCAUUAUAUAAAUCGAUUUGGAACAUUUGCUUCCUUGCUCGCUGAAGAUAAAGUAUCCCAUUUUCUGCAUUACAUUUUACCUUAGUAUCUAAAUCUCUCUGAACGACAAUAAUCACCAUUAUCUUUAUGUCAGCCUCAUAAGCAUUGUCGCCAUUUCAUCCAAACCCUUCACUAAGACUGUAGAGGAAUACAACAGUUUCAUCAAAACACAUUUCCAGUAAACCUGCUGUAACCCAUGCACGUUAUAAAUGUAACGUGUAUAUUCUCAUAAUGUGGACAGCCAUACGUGAAAAGAUUAAAAACAAUGAGGAAUUCCUGUUGUGAGGCGUGUGAAAGCUCCAUGGAGAACAUAGUUUUUUUGUUGUUGUUGUUGUUGUUGUUGUUGUUGUUCUCAGUAACACGCCAAAUUCACUAGUUUUUCAAACCAUAUGUCCAUCCAUUUCUGUCUAUCUAUCUGUAUAACCGCCUCUAUCUAUAUGUAUGGAUAUCAAUUUAUAUCUAUCUCUAUUAAUCUAUAUGUACAUCUGUCUCUAUAUAUCUAUCUCCAACCGUCUGUCUACCUACCUUCCCUCUUCUGUUUAUGUGUCUGUACAUCCGUACCUAUUAAUCCAUCUCUAUGUACCAAUCAAUCUGCCGAUCUGUCUCUUAUCUAUGUGUCUAUCUAUGCAUCUGAUUAUCUCUACCCUUCUGUCUUUAUCUAUCUCUCUCUCUAUUUGAUUCCUCAUCUGGCGCUCAUUCACAGAUAAACACGCAUGAGACAAGUUUUCAACGAAGCUAAAACGUAGUCCCGUUAUAUUGAAUAAAGAAAAAGAGAGAGAGGUUAAUCCUUAAACCCUCAAUCAGCGAUUUCAUUUGCCUUUAUCCCCGCCGGCUAUGUCUUCUUUAUCCAGUCUCUCACAUCCUGCGAGUAAUCGUCCGACGCUAGGUUUUCGGUGUUU